UGACAAAUUAAAUGUCACCCUUUAAGGGUUAAAGUUACCAUAAAAAUAGUUAAAGUUACCCUGAAAUUGAUCGUCUUACAAUAAAAUUAACGUUCACCCGCCUUACACAAAAUUUAUUGACACAUGUCAUUCCUAAUGUCUGUUUUAGUAUUAUAAAUUACUGAUUGUACUCAGUACGUUAUAGCAUAUGAUUUAUAAUUUGUUAUCCAAAUUUUGCAAAGAAAAAAGUUAUGACAAAGUAUUCUUAUUAAGAACAAAAAUUUAGACUUCAAAAUAGCUUCUUCAGUUUUUUGAGUUUAGGAUUCCCCAAGGAGCAUUUUUUAUAUUUCUCUUUCAAAAUAGAAAUCAAAGAAUAUGGAACAUAUACUCCAUAUCAUAUAACUCCAUGUUUGGAAGAGAAAGAGAUAACUCAAGUGAUUAAAGUUUCUUUCUCGAUUCUAGGUGAUUCUAGAAUCGAUUCUCAUCACUGGCCCGUGUGACUCUUUAAACACCAAAAUAAAAUAAAAACAAAAUAUAACUCAUGUGUUAGGUUUUCUGCUAAAUAACCUCCACUUUUGCACCCCAGGCCUAAAUUAACUUAUUAUACAUUAUUUAAAUUAAUUUAUAAUGCAUUAAUUUAUAAUUUAUAAUGCAUUAUUUAAAUUUAAGCUACUGAAAUCUUGAAUCAAUUUCUCACUCGCCCAAUUCAAUUACCGUAUGAAUCAUCUUCUCAAACUCAUUAAACAUGGCUCUAAAUUACAUAUUUUAUGCUCUUUAACUAACCAUAUUAUCCUAAAUUUAUGCCAAGAAUGAUUGAGUCAAAGGAAAGCACCACAACAUUGUCACCUAAAAUCGCUAUGAUUCUACACUCAUUGGAUUAAUAUAGUGUAAAUGUAAUACUUGUAUAUAGUUUGAAGUUUUGAACCUAACGUUUUAUUUCUCUCUUACAAAAAUUAACCAAUUUUUUUGUUAAAAUGCUUUUUCAUUUUUAUUUUUAUUUUUAUUUAUGUUUUUUUAAAUUUUUUUUUGCAUUAUAUAGAGUUAUAGUUAUAGAGGAGGUAGUGACUUGUGUGCCAAAUGAGGGCACGCAUAGUGAGUCUUCCAUUUUCCACUUUACAUGGAGAACAAGUGGGCCCAUCUUUUAUACAAAAGUGGAAAAAGUGGGGGAAAUGCUCACAAGAAAUAAGGCGGGUCUUUCUUUUAAACCCCAAACUCACAGCUACAAUCAGUAAAACUUAAAGCAACCGUUCUCAACUGCUCUUUCCUCCUUUUCAUUAUUCCUAUUUUCUCAUCAUUUCCCCUCUUUCCACCUUCACAUUCACAGGAAAUUAAGGUAAAAAGUUUGUAAAUGAUGAACUGGGGAAGGAAGAAACCUUCUUCAGCUUCGUCGUCGUCAUCGUCAUCUCAAUCUCAUUUGAUAUCCCAUGUGUUUCCUAUUUCAUGGCUUUCGAAAUUCAAGCGAGGCGAUAGCCCCGGUUCUAGGAUACAUAAAGCUAGCCAAAAAGAGAAGCAGCAGCAACAAAGUUUACAAAGGGUUAAGAGUUCAUCAAGAGCAACACCAAAGCAUCCUAGUUAUUGCUUGGAUAGUAGGUUCUAUACUCAGGAUAAUGAUGGCUUUUGGAGACUUUCAAUUAAUGAGGGGAGUAAGGGAGGCAGAGACGAUUUUGUGGCUCCGCAGAAUUAUUUUGGCAACUGUAAAUCAAAUGUUAAAGAAGGUACAGAAAAGAAGAGGAUCCAGAAGUCUAAAGCUGUGAAGGCUGAGAAUUUGCCAGGAAAGGAUACUGUAAGUAUGGAAGCUGAGAAGAAUGAAAGUCUGCAAAGGACAUAUCGGAGAAUUAUGGAAGUAACAGAGGAAUUACAUAGGGAAUUGGAUGAAGUAAAUGGGUAUCGAAAGUCUGUCGAAAAGGAAUUGUCAGAGUUUGAACUUUUACCUGCAAUGCAGAUGAUGGGAAGGGCUGAUGAAAGGCUACUUAACGCUGAUUCGGAGAAAAACCCGAGUGCAGCUUUCAGAGACUAUGGUUGCUAUCAUCAUAAAACAACUGAUGGAAAUGUUCAGAGAUCAGAGUGGCAAAAACUGAAAGAUGCCAAAAUAAAAGAGGUGCUGUUGAAAGGUGAGAAACAGAGGAAGUCUUUUCAUGUAGGCAGGGGAAGCAAUAAGAUCAGAGUUAGCUCUCCCAAGACACCUUCCAAGAUGGAAUCUUGCAAGAUCAAAGCACUGGAAGACAUGAAAAAAGCCAAAACGAAAAAGAAGAUGAAGGAAUUGCAACUGGAUAAUAAAGCAGCAGAAUUAGGAAGUUUUGCUGUAGUCAAAACUUCGCGCAAUCCACAACAGGAUUUCAGAGAUUCAAUGCUUGAGAUGAUCAUGGAGAAAAGAAUCAGAAGGGCAGAGGAGCUUGAAGAGUUGUUGGCUUGUUAUCUGACUUUGAACGCAGAUGAGUACCAUGAUCUCAUCAUUAAGGUCUUUCGACAAGUAUGGCGUGAGCUGGAAGAAGCCUAGUCUAACCAGAAAUUACCAAAGAAACAUUAGUUUGAUGUUUAACUGUUUUUUGUCUCUAAAAGAAAAGGCAGCUAUUCUUAAUCCUAACAGUAUGUGAAUAGUUUUCUGUAUCUAUGCUUUAACCUUUAAUUGUAGUCAGGAUGUUUCCUCAGAUUAACUUGUAGAUGAAAAUUGCGUAAUUUUCUAAAGCAUAUGAACUCGUAUGAUCUAUGUGUUUUAUAUUAUACCAUGUAAUCUACUAGUAUGAUACAGUAGACCCAUUAUCAUCAAUACAUCACCAGAUUACCUCAUCAGCAACAAGAUGGAUUCUCUGGGAAAUUUAUGAUCCAAUAGAGCAGAGCACCUGCAUCAAUAAUUUAGCAUUUCUUCUGCUGUUUUACAGGGAUCCAGAUUUGUCUUUGGUGUGGUUACGAGUUUAUGACUAGCAUUUCAGAAUAAUUUCUUGUCAGACUGAUUUGGUAAUGACAUCAGAACAUUUUAACGCCGUAUCUCAUUUAGAAAGCUUACUCCAUAUCCAUACAUUCUUUAACAUCCAAAGACAGCAAUAGGUUCAGAUACUACUAAAUAAGUAGAAUUCUUAGUUCAGAGAUUCUCUUAUUUGAUCCAAAAUGAAGAGCUGAUGUACAGUUCCUAGGGGUUCUCUUUUGUGAAUGACAUAAUCUUCAUUGACAUCAAUACAUUCAACUUAAGCAUGUUAAGCUUCUUAGGUUGAAUCUUAUUACUCUUCUUUUUUUUUGUGUUCUAAAAUUUUGCCUGAAGCGGAGCAAAGCUUACCUUCAGUUUACUUUCCUUAGCUUGUAAUGCUUUUUUAUUAUUGUUGGUUGAGUUAAUGCUUUUGAAUUGCACUUCCUUGCUCCAUGGCAAUCUUGUACAUUAAUUUCAUGGAUCCUCAGCUAUCUUGUACUCUUGUUAAUUUAAUAAACUAGUUAUUUCGGCUGUAAGUAUACAUUUACUCCUUAGUUAAUACUAAUUUGUUUGUUAUUUCUAUCAGGUUUGGCAUAUUCAUAAAAAGAGACAAGAAACAAUAAGGACUUGAACCCUGUCCCUAAACCUCCUCUCUCCUAAGACUUGAUCUACUUUCUAGGUUGGACAGUUAUAUUUUCUUGUAAAGCUACGACAAUGCAAUAAGUUCUAUAAACGUUUUUACUAAAGUCAGCUCAGGUGCAGGGGUUUUCAGUCUUCAGUUCCCAUCUUGAGAUAUAACACAUAAGCUAGCGAACUGAGAUUUGAGGAAAAUUAAACUGAUCCCAUCCUCCCAUUAUUCUUAGUCAGGCUACCAUAUAUUUCCUA
Messenger RNA from Chenopodium quinoa (quinoa), 3766 nucleotides. RefSeq names its product transcription repressor OFP5-like. Gene Ontology annotation, biological process: negative regulation of DNA-templated transcription. The coding region runs from base 1328 to 2476 and encodes 382 amino acids. The record is from RefSeq and is a predicted model, not a curated record. The transcript has a single exon. Lineage: Eukaryota; Viridiplantae; Streptophyta; Magnoliopsida; Caryophyllales; Amaranthaceae.